This is a messenger RNA of Nematocida minor, 996 nucleotides long. RefSeq lists its product as uncharacterized. The coding region runs from base 1 to 996 and encodes 331 amino acids. The transcript has a single exon. The record is from RefSeq and is a predicted model, not a curated record. Lineage: Eukaryota; Fungi; Microsporidia.
AUGGUGGAUGCUAUGAAGAUUUCACUGCAACUAGCUACAGUACCCAUUGCUCUACUAAAAGUGGCCAGUGCUCUAUCCCUUAGCAAGCACCAGGAUGCCACUGUGUCCGCAUAUCACAACCUCAUGAAAACAGAUCCGCAUUCACUAGCAGAAACACCGAGAAAAUCGGGUAAUUACGGAAAAAAGAAGGAGGCUCCUAGAAAAUCCACCUUCAGCAAGAAGUCCACAAGAGCAGUUAAGUCCAAGGCUGCAGCAGAAGACGAAGCAGUCAUGGAGAGCCUAAUGGGCAGCGCCAAACAGCUCGCAUCCUUUGAGAGCAUCAUGGGAAAUAAAGAAAACUCUCUCAUGCAGAAUAACUCACUGCUCGCACAGUUCAUAACAGGAGGCGCAUCAAGCGAUCUUCUGUCCAAGGGCGCAGAGUAUGCACAUGAAUACAACAAUGAGCUAGUGCCAGGCUCCAUGGAGGAAGAAAUGAAAAUGAACGAAGAAGAGCAGGACCCAGCGAUCACCUUCGACACGUCAGCAUCAUCAAAGAAGUCAAAGAAAAACCACAAAAAAGAACAGAAGAAAGAACAGAAGAAAGAGCCAAGCCCAGCAAGGAGGUUCUUUUCAGAAAACAGCCUAAGAAAGAAAGAGCAGAUGAAAGAGAGCGCAAAGCCAGCCACUCUGAAGAAGCUGAUAGCCAAGGCCACCGAGCCACUGGAGCACGCUCUCCUCUCUGACUCUGUAAAACCAGAAGAAAGCGCAAAGAGCGCGGAGAGUGUGGACAUGAAGAAAAUAGCAGAAAUGAAAAUGUACUUGGAGAAAAUGAAAAAAGAAAUAAGCCAGAUGAAUGAACUACUUGCGCAUGCAACAAAAGCUUCAGAAGAGAAAGAGCCAACGUUCUCUGAAGCACAGAAAAUACCCAAAAAAAGUAGAGCAUUCGGCAGUUCCCUGGCAGAGAAGAGAAAGAGCAUGCUAAGGAUGAACGAGAAGCUAUCAGCACACGAAAUAUAA